AUGAAUAUAUUCAUAUCUCAAUUAUUCCAUUUAUUAGGAGUUCCCUCAUCUGCUUCAACUGGUCCUACAUCAACAUUAAUCAAAGUUGAUUCAUUAACAAGAAUUCAAAUAUUGAAAAAUUUAAAAGAAUCAAAAGCAAACUUACAUUCCUUAAUUAAAUUAUCUGAAUCCUUAAAUGAAAUCACCAUACCAGAAGAAACCAAAACCAUGAUUGAUUUAACUCUUGACAAAAUCAAUCAAGCUAUUGCUCAAGCUAAAGAUAUUCAUAAAAGUAUGGAAUUUAGUGCACAAGCUUUAAUAUAUUCAAAUAAAGCAUUUUUUGAAGAAAAAAUGGUCCAACAAGCUUAUUUCCCCAAUGAACAUAAAUUAGCCGUGUUAUUACCUUUAUUAGGACCUGUUUGUUCAAUUAUGAUUUUUGGUAGUUUGAAAUUAGUAAAAGAUUUGAAAUCUUUAAAUACUGUUUUAAAGAAGAAGAAAGAUGAAUGA
Molecule: messenger RNA, 486 nt
Organism: Hemisphaericaspora subhashii
Lineage: Eukaryota; Fungi; Ascomycota; Pichiomycetes; Serinales; Debaryomycetaceae
Exons: 1
Coding region: 1-486 (161 amino acids)
Biological process (GO): attachment of GPI anchor to protein
Cellular component (GO): GPI-anchor transamidase complex
Source: RefSeq, a predicted model, not a curated record